GAAAUAACGUCCCCCGUGGCAAGUGGCGUCCGGCAAACGAUCGAGAACUUAAGUACACCUCUUCCUAGUACAUUCCCGGAUUUCCAGUCCGAACUUUCCGGGAUCAGUGUUGGAAAUGAGCUUGGCGGAGAGGCUGCAAUUGUUCCAGUCGAAGAUGAAAGCGACCAGCUGUGGAUUGAUAUUUUAACUCAGGCUGUUUCACGUUGUGGCAAUAAUCACAACAGGAUAGCUCGAUAUGCGCAAGCCGUUGUUGAUGAAGCAAUGUCGAUAUCACUGCGUCUGAUCUCCGAUCAACGCUAUUCGAUGAUAGAGGAGGAUGCGCAAUCAACACCGAAUGACCCGGAUGCUCGAACACGGGCCUGGAAUAAAGCUAAAACCGAAUUCAUCGAUAAAAUCUACCAGAAAUAUGAGGGAGCAAUUAGGAGCAAAGCUAAUCUGAGGUGUCCAGCUAAGAUCGACAACAAGCGGUUCCUGCGCAAAGUACGCCGACGUUUACUUUGA
This is a messenger RNA of Gongylonema pulchrum, 501 nucleotides long. Lineage: Eukaryota; Metazoa; Nematoda; Chromadorea; Rhabditida; Gongylonematidae. The record is from the annotation of a GenBank genome assembly.